Messenger RNA from Aphanomyces invadans, 4335 nucleotides. RefSeq lists its product as hypothetical. The coding region runs from base 98 to 4144 and encodes 1348 amino acids. The transcript is spliced from 6 exons. Lineage: Eukaryota; Oomycota; Saprolegniomycetes; Saprolegniales; Verrucalvaceae. The record is from RefSeq and is a predicted model, not a curated record.
AAAAUUCGCCACCCCAACGAGGGCGGCGGAGGCAGGACAAGCGGCAUACGCGGACGGACACAGCGGCCUCUUGUCGGUGAAUACUUUUGAUACGAACAUGCAGACCGAUGAAGACAACGACGUCACGUCACCCACGACUGGCGUCAAGCCGGCAACAGACGUCAUCCACAACAAUUCGUCGACGUUGUUGUUGACGGACGACGUUGACGUCGAGGCACGAGACGACGGACCAUAUCGCGUGCAAAAGCGACAACGAAAGGCGCAUGUGACCACAGACACAGGUGUACCUCUCAAUGCAUCUGCGGCGACGGAAGUGUCGGAGAAAUCGAAUUUCCUCAGCACGAACACACAGAAAGCCAAGGUGAAGAAGCGCGGGUUUUCGAUCGCACACGAGUUUGAGCGUGAAAUCAGCGUAUCCACGAGUGUCUCGAUACCGCUGGACCUUCAACCGUCCAGUCCUAUCCCGUCUUCGACGGCCCCACCGUCCUCGUUAGAUCUGUUCUCUCCCAAACCUCCCACGCCCGAGAAAGUCGCGCCUGCCAAGGCCAACACCACUACCGCGAGAGCUCACCGACGCGAAACGAUAUCUCCAGACCGCGUUCCGUUGGAAUCUGAAAGCCAUGCUGGGCCUGGCAGAAGGGACACACUCUCUCCUGAUGGGUUACAAGGCAUCCAGAACCUCGUCCUCGACGAGUCAUCCCAAGAAAGCGACCGCGUUGACGGCAUGGACGACGACGAAAAAGAUAGCUUGGAGAGCAAUGCACGCUCGACAUCCGCCAGUGAGAGGAGAGCGCGUUCGUCGGCAUCGUACCACGACAUGAAGCAUGCAGUCUCGGAUGAACUUCGUUCCAAUUCUUGGGACAAGUCCCUGACAAGUCCAACAAACAAAAGCUCUCUCAGUGCAAGUCGUCCAGAAGAUCACGUGUCGCGGCGAUCCACUUUGGAUCCAGCAGAAGUGGCAGGCAUUUUUACAGGUCGUGACUCAUUGCUCGUGCCAGCGACAGGCCGCCGAGAAACACUCGACCCACUGGAAGCCUUGGCGGUGCUGCAAGGCGGCACAUCGUUCACCCACGACCCUACCACAGCAGUCGCCCCUGCAGACAAACCACCUCACGAGCACAACGACGUUGCAACGAAAGCUGCCGAGUCGGCGGCCGCGACCACAAGGGAUACCGUCAACCCGGCCGACUUGAUGGCGCUUCCAAUGGACAACCACGAUAGCAGCGACGACGAGAACCAAGUGCUCGGGUCGUUUCGAGUCGAGACAACCGAUGGAGAACGGCGUCAAGGCACACACAGCGCACCACAAGAUGCUGCUAUCAACGAACGCAAUCGGCUGUCGGUAGUGACGACGUCCAAGCCAGCGAACCUACCAUCAGUCGCCCCACCGGUUGCGGCCGCGAGGAACCACCAAGGCCAAGUUGUGACAAAGCCAGGCCCCCACCCGUCCCUCUUUUCUCCUCCCAUGCGGCGGAACCAACCCACGCCGCUGAAGAGCUGCCUGAGUGCGCGGAAAAUGGCCGUCCCGAAGAAAGCCGACGACCCCACACCGACCAAAUCGGUCGUGUUUGGGUCCCCACGCGGCGCCGAGUUUCGCCGGAACGACCCGUCGACGUCGAUGACUCCGAUGUGUGCGCAGCGGACCAAGGAAAUGUUUCCCCUAGACAAGAUGGACAGCGACGAGGACGAAGUCACGUCGGAGAACACGAGCAUCUUGGACGAAGCGGAUCACUUGAUGGACAAAGACGAGAGCGAUGACGAGAACCAGAGCUUGUCGUUUCCGUUUGGAAGUAUUCGUAGCCCGACGCGCAAGCGAAGCCGCGCCAGCAACGGCGGCAUCAAGGGGUUGAGUCCCCUGGACGCCAUGGCCGACGCCCGACGCCAACGCCGCGCGUCGAUCGGAGUAAGCGGCCUGCCCCCUCCCCACCUCCCGUCAUCGGCGCUCAAACCGUCCCGGCGGCAGUCGCUCUUGGGCGUGAACGUUAUGCAAAGCAGCGACUCGUUGGUGAUCGGCAGUGCGAAGAAGAAGCCUCGACGAGCCACGACCUCGAUCGAGUCGUCGUCGUCGGAUGACAUGGACAUCACUGGCGAUUACUCGAACGUGGCGAGUGGACCACCAUCGUCCAAAGCCACCGCCCCCGACCUCUCGAAUGGCCUUGGGGACUUAUGGAAUGAUAACUACACCCCCCCAAAGACCGCCCAGUUAACCGUUGAAAGCUCGGACGAUGACGAGGAUCAAACUCUCGAGCUGGGGCCGGUGGGCCACCUCCAAGGGGACGCAAGUUUGUUCGCGAUCAAGCACACAAGUAUGGCUUCAACGACUACGGCGGUGUCGGCCACGACCCACUUCGUGUCGGAAGUCCAGACAUCGCUGCAUCCGAUUGCCGAGGGCGAAGAAGGUGGGUCCUCGCGCAGCAGUUUGCUCAGCCACCUCAGUCUGAGUGACGACGAUGACGACGACGAUGGUCCCGACGACCCCAACUACGACGCGCAACGUGAAUCACUCGUCAUCAACUUGGGCGGCAAGUUUGACAAGAUGGGAUCGUCGGGCAAAAAGAAAAAACAGAAUCCAUCACCACGGGCGCCCACCUCUCCUUCGUCCAUGUCCCUCGAAGAAGCGUCUAGUCGGCCAACAUCAUCCAUCGAUGCGAUAGAUGCCGUUGCAUCAUCGCCGACAGCGACGGCCGUCGAUCUGUCGCUGGGCUCACCGUCACUUGAUCCGCCGCAAUCCCCGACCAAACCUGCGACGAUGCCAGCGUCCCCUGCCGAGCAGAUCGCCGACGUCCCUGCAGUGCCGUCGUCGCCCCUUGUCACGUUUGCGGAAUUCCUUGCCGCGUUGUCCCUCGAUCCUGUCGAGAGAACAGUGCAAAGCGAAAUCGUCGCGUGCUCCAAGCUCUUGGUCGUGACGCCCGUGCUGCAACACAAAGAUCGGUGGACCCAAGCCAUGGACGAACUCUCGACAUGGUUAUCGGAAAUGUCGGUGGAACGCGACCGAGCUGUAACCAAGGCGAUUCCAUCCUACUUGGCAAAGCUCGUGCAGUCGAACGCGGUGCCUCAAGAUGAGGUGCUGGCGCUGUACGAAGCCCACUUGCACUCGGUGUUGGCAGGAUGGUAUGCGUGGCGAAAGCGGAUGGAGUCGCCGACGCACUGGUCAACAGCUCUCACGGCCGUCGAAGCUGACCUGGCCGCGCUGCAACGUCUCCGCAUCGGUCGCGACGAAGCGCACGAGCGCGCCGCAGUCCAGAAGCUCAUGGCCAAAGAACUGGACAUGGAGCGAUCCCUGGAAUGGAUCCAAGAGCACCAAACCCUUCGCGCCGAAGCGGCAAGUCGCAUCGCGAAAUUGGAAAACGAACUUGAGACGCUACAGCUCACAUUGGUGCAGCACGACCACGACAUUGCGCUGCAUCGCAUGAAGCUCGAUGAGACAAGUGCCGCCGUGUCAAACCAAAAGUUGAACGAAAGGAUACACCUCGUCCAAGAGCGCGAAGACCUGUACCACAUCGCGUCGAGACUGUCAAAGUGGGCGCCCUCGACGGUCUCGGCCGCCGCGCUGGAGCUUCAUUUAACAAUCAAGUCGCUCAACUACAUGGACGGGAUCACGGUCCGCGUGAAAAUCGACUUGGCACAAGCAGGCACGACCCGCGACAAACCUGUCGACGUGAAUGUGGCCCCUAUCGUCGCACGCAAGCAGCCGUCGAUCUUUUACGACAUUGCUGCGCUGGUUCGAGUGACGUUGCUGGAUCCAUCGCGCCUGGAAGCAGUCGGCGCCACGACGGUGAGCCAACCUCAGGGAGUGUCGACGUUUCUCCAGUGGGCCGAAGUGGACGUGAUGCGGUCCAUGCGGCUGUGGAACGACGUGGAGCAAGUUGUGCUGCAGUACGCCGUCGCGACCGACUUGGCGGCGCGGCAGAUUCGGAUCGCGUUCGUCUCGUUUCAGAGCCUCGUCACGCUUCGCGUCGGCCUUCCCCUGACUUCGCAUUUUUACUUUUCCCGGUCCAUCCAGCCCACCGUGACUGUCGAGCUCGGCGCGGCCAAGGUGGAUGUGGACGAGUUGGUUCGGCGAAUUGAAGCCGUGCCCCGUGGGUUUCGCCGACUGCACGCCAUCUGCACUGCUGUGACGACCUACAUCGAGUCGCUCGUGUAGUCCGGUCGCCGCAGCUACGAGCUGCAGCAUCCGAGACCGUCAGUAGAACGAGUGGCUGUCGCGGCUGUAAAUAGUGCCCCCCCUUCUCUCUGACGAAUGUUUUCUUGGCUCGACGGCACACUUGCAUCUGGAUGUGAAUUAAUAAUAUGGCCAUCGCCGCCUAGCUGCAGAGACACCGCCGCAAGUGCCGC